AUGGGUUCCAGACCGAUAGACCCAAAGGAACUCCUAAAAGGACUGGACUGUUUCCUUGGCAAAGAUGGAGAAGUCAAAACACACGAAGGAAUCACUAAAAUUUUCAAGUAGGUUUUUAGUGUUAAGGGUAUAAUUGAAAGGCUUUGUUGUGACUCCCAAAAAGUGAUGGCUUACUAAAACCUUACAUUGUACAUGCGAUGUAAGAACCCUCCAGCAUCGUUUACAGCUGUUCAGCUAUGGCAGGCAUCCCCAAAUUCGGCCCUCCAGAUGUUUUGGGACUACAACUCCCAUCAUCCCUAGCUAACAGGACCAGUGGUCAGGGAUGCUGGGAAUUGUAGUCUCAAAACAUCUGGAGGGCCGAGGUUGAGGAAGCCUGACCUUGCAUAUAAUUCUGAAAACUAGGUCAGCUUACUGGGUGAGCUGGAAUUGACAGAAUUUGAAUUCCCUUCUCUCAACAAAUGUAUCUGUGUGUGUGUGUCACCCCACCCCACUGAAAAAGCUCCCUUUUCCUUACAAAUAUUAUCUGGUGACUAUACACAGUCUCAUCUUCUGGAUGGCCUGCUUGCAGUAGUAGUUAAUAUUUCCCUUUUCUCCAAUUUUAGCUUGAUGAAAGAUGCCCAGAAGAUGGUCAGUCGCUGCAUCUAUCUGAACAUCUUGUUGCAGACCAGAACACAAGACAUACUCUCAAAGUAAGGACUUUUGAAUGUUUCUGAUGAAUAGAAUUUGGUCUGCUAGUUCCAGAGGCAGAGGGGGAGUUCUGUGGAUUAAGUCUAGGAAAGGGGCUGGGGUGGACUUCUGACUCAUGUCGCCACCUCCAGCAAAAGGAAUAUGCUUCCUAUAAUUACGGAUGCCACUGAAUUGUCCAGUCACUUACUUUACUUUAUGCAUUUUGCGUUUUAUGUUUUAACCCAUCUUGUGGUCUCGAUGAUACAUGAAUAUUAAUAAAUAAAUAAAUGAAUAAUACUUAAAUAAAUAAUAAUAGUUAGCAGGGUGAGCCCACUUGCAUUCAGGAUAUUCAUAUCCUUGCUUUGCUUUUGCCUGUCUAUCCGCCUCCCAGUUAGUCUUACAAAUCCUAGGCACUCAUUGCAACCAUCUAGGAACGGUGAGCAAAGCACUUAUCUCAACAAAGUGUGUUCCCCUCUUUCUGCAGAUUCAUCAAGGUUGGUGGCUACAAGCUUCUCAACACAUGGCUGACCAGCUCAAAAGCAGCGAAUAACGUGCCCCUCCUGCAGCAGAUCCUGCUCACCCUGCAGCACUUGCCCCUUACUGUGGAUCAUCUGAAACAAGUUAGUCAAUGAAACAGCUUUGGGCGUUGCUCUUCACCCUUGCCCUUGGGUUUCAGGGCAGCAGAAAUGCCCCGCGGCAAGGUGGGUGGGCCAGGAGGGCUUGGCCUUUUUCUCGGGAUCACACGCCUUUCCCAAAGCCAGUACCCCCCUGGGUGCAGUAGUACAGCAACCUGACACGCAUUGUUUCAGCCUGGCGUUUUGCUUGAUGUGAUAACCUCCUAUUUUUUCCUCCCACCCUUUCUAUUUCAGAACAAUACUGCCAAGCUGGUCAAGCAGCUCAGCAAGACAAGUGAGGAUGAAGGUAAAAACCUGUUCUCUGGACACUUGCAGAAUUCUGAUACAUGCCCUCUUACAUUGGUUAUCACUAUAUUCCAGCAGCUCAUUCGGUGCUUAUGUCUCUCUCCUUUCCAGAGCUUCGCAGACUGGCUUCAAUACUGGUCAGCGACUGGAUGGGUGUCAUCCGUUCCCAGAGUAGCUCCCAGCCUACAGGUGAGUGACACUGUGCUGUCUCACAGAUGCUUAGGUUAAGUUUGUAAUAGCCAAAUCUGGCUGUUAACCGGUCUCAUCCUUCAGAACUAAGAACAAGUGUUUCCCAAACUCUGGUCUCCAGCUGUUUUUCGACUACAACUCCCAUCAUUCCUAGCUAACAGGACCAGUGGUCAGGGAUGAUGGAAAUUGUAGUCUGAUUGGUAUAUUCACACAUUGUUUAAAGCAAGUACAAACAGUGAUGAAAUCUCCCUUAGCUACAUCCCGAAAGGGCCAGGAAGUAUUCCGACUUUAACCCUUCUGACCUUCUUCUUCCUUGCAGAGCGAGACAAGAAAAAGCGGAAGGAGGAGAAUAAAGGCAAAACACCCGUUCAGGAGAAGCCUCAGGAGGCCAAAUCGGAAGCCAAGCCUGAAGAGACCCCUGAGAAGAAGAAAGAAAAGCCAAAAUCUCUCCGCACUACAGCGCCCAGCCAUGCUAAGUUCCGUUCCACCGGUAAGUGCUGGCAUAGUCAUGCUUAAUGAGCCGGUAUGGUGUAGCAUUUAAGAGUUGGACUAGGACCCUGGGAGAGCAGAGUUCAAAUCCCAACUCAACUGUGGAGCUCACGAGGUCACCUUGGGCCAGUCGCAGCCUCUCAGCUUAGCCCCACCCCACCAAGUUGUUGUGAGGAUAAAAUGGGGGGGAUGGGACUGUGUAUGCCACUCUGAGCUCCUUGGGAGGAAAGGUGGGAUAUAAAUGUUGCCAACAGAAUAAUAUGUUUUUGAGCAAAAAUACAUUCUAGAAACAGCUGGCUUGCAGUCUUGGAUAGGCAGGCAGACCAUACUUGCAGAGCCUAUUCUGGGAUCAUUGCAGUUGUUGUUGGAAACAGUUAUGACACUGAAUGUUGCCGUUAACUUGCAGGGCUGGAAAUGGAGACUCCAUCCCUCCUUCCCGUAAAGAAAACUGUCAGUGCUGCAGUAACCUCGGACAAAUACAACUUGAAGCCAAUACCACUGAAGAGACAGAAGUAAGUCCUUGGAUCCUAAUGAUGACUUCAUCUCAUUGCUCUUAACUACUUGUCGAUUGGAGGAUCUCAACCCAGCAUUGGGAAAGCUUCAAUUAUUCCUGUUGAGCCAGCACUUUCCUAAGUUGUAACAUCAACUCUUUCAGGAGGCGGGAGUUGAUGGUGACAGGAGGCCUUUUGUUUGUUAUCUGUAGUGAAUGAGGUGUAAUAGUUGGAGAAAGUGGCUCAAGCCAUUCUGUUCACAGAUUUUUAGAUAUGCUGGAGCAAGGAAGUUUGGAAUAGUGAUAGAGCAGAAUCUGGAUUCACACCGCCCUGGGAUCUUCUGAUAAAAGGGCGGGCUGUAAAUUGGAUAAAUAACAACAGCAGGGACGUUCGUUAGACAAAUAAAGUAUGCAAUUUGUGUCUCCAAGACAAUUUGUCUACUACAAGAGAUAUAAACUCCCGAAACUGAUGGCGACCUUCCUAGUGCCCCCUCCGCUUUUAACUGACUGGGUGCCUUUUCCUCCUGCAGCACAUCUACUCCCAUUGCAGAAAACCCACCUGCUGAGAAGAAAUACAAGCCCCUCAAUACCACCCCUAACACUACCAAAGAGAUUAAAGUCAAGAUCAUCCCCGCACAACGUAAGCUUCUCUAAUUUUUGGUUUUUUUAAUGGUUGUUCACACCAUUGUGUCUUAACCAGAAGGCUUGUCCCAGGUAGAAAAUGACCUAUGGAGUAACAUGCACUAUAGAGGCAGCUAGAAUACCAGUGCUCUGACCUUCCUCAUGAGUGAGGCUGUUGUGGCUGCUGAAUGUUUCCGAGGCUGCAGACCUUGCCAUGCUUGCUUGGGAGUAGCUCCCACUGAGCACGGUGGGGCAUCUUAUGACUAAACACGUUCAGGAUUGCACUGAUGAGGGACUUUGAUUACAGAAUUGCUUUCAACCCGUUUUUCUCCAUUCAUCCCCAGCUAUGGAAGGUUUGGGCUUUUUGGAUGCCCUAAACUCUGCCCCUGUCCCAGGGAUCAAGAUCAAGAAGAAAAAGAAAGUUUUGUCUCCAACUGCAGCAAAGGUGAGAGGAACCUGUUACCGUAUUUUUCGCCCCAUAGGGCGCACCAGCCCAUAGGGCGCACCUAGGUUUUUUUUGGGGGGGGGAAUAAAGAAAAAAAAUAUAUUUCCCCCCCAGGCGUGGGGCUGGGGAUAGAGGCAGCUCUGUGCAAGCCGUGGGAGGGCUCCCGCGGCUUGUGCAGAGCUACCCGAAGCCCGAGCGCGACUGCUCAGCGCGCCCAGGCUUUGGGGUGCAGGCAGCUCUCCGCAAGCCGUGGGAGCCCGGCGGGAACUCCCGCAGGCUCCCAAGGCUUGCAGAUAGCUUCCUGAAGCCUGGAGAGCGAGAGGGGUCGGUACGCACCAACCCCUCGCGCUCUCCAGGCUUCAGCGAAAGCUUGCAUUCGCCCCAUAGGAUGCACACACAUUUCCCCUUCAUUUUUGGAGGGGGAAAAGUGCGUCCUAUAGGGCGAAAAAUACGGUAAUAAUAGGAAUUGUUGUUGUUGUUGUUGUUAUUAUUUAUACUUUGCCCCUCUGGCUGGGUUUCCCCAGCCACUCUGGGCAGCUCGCAACAGAAUGUUAAAAAUGCGAUCAAACAUUAAAAAUUGCCUUCAGAUGUCUUCUAAAAGUCAGAUAGUUGUUUAUCUUCUUGACAUCUGGUGGGAGGGCGUUCCACAGGGCAGGCACCACCACCAAGAAGGCCCUCUGCCUGGUUCCCUGUAGCUUCACUUCUCAUAGUGAGGGAACUGCCAGAAGGCCCUCAGAGCUGGACCUCAGUGUCCGGGCUGAACGAUGGGGGUGGAUGUAUCAAUAUGUAUAUUGAUGGCCAAAGCCCCAACUUCCCCUACUGUUAACACCGUAUCUGGCAAUUAACUAAAUAGAGGCUUGGGGUGUGUUUCUCAAUAUUUAGUCAAGCCCCUUUGAAGGGAAGCCAGUUCAAGAAAUGAGUGCCACCAAGCCAGCUUCACCAGAGCUUACCCCUGCAUCAGAGCCAAUGGAUGUGGAUAGACCUGGCACCCCUGUACCAGCUGUGGAGGUUCCUGAGCCAAUGGAGACAAGUAAGGAAUAGCAGGAGGGAAGGCACAUCCAGUGUAACUGUGUGUGUGUGUGUGUGUGUGUGUACAUGGAGCAGAGCUUUUUACCCGAUGCUGUGCUGAGUUUGUCCAGGAAGCCUUCACCAUCUUAAAAUUGCUGUCUCAAAGCAAGAUCCUGAGCAGCUAGUGCAUGGUGUCUAAAAGGCAACUGGCCUAAGGGAUAUACAUGGCAUCUGAAAUAGGUUAGGGGUUUCCCCGCCUCUUCUGGCCCUGGUAUUCGAAGCAUGCGAUGUCUCUGCAGCUCUGUUGCUGAGCUUGCAUGUGGUUGUGCUUUUGCAGACUCCUCUGAGCAGGGCGGAUUGCUGGAUUCCAAACCAGCCGAUAGCCCGGUCGACUCAACCCAGCUGACAAAAAAGGGCAAGAAGAAGAAGACUGUGAGCUGGCCUGAGGAAAGCAAGCUGCGGGAAUACUUCUACUUCGAACUGGAUGAGACAGAGCGAGGUGAGUGCCCUGUUCUGGAGAGAAGGUUUGUGCAAAUAAAAGGAAUUGGAAUGCGAAAACACACAUGCCCAGCCCAGGGAUUCCUUCUGCAGUGGCUAAGUCACAAGGCCACGUGGCAGUGAAAACAAUUAUUCUGGGCACUCUUGGCUUUCCAUCAAGGGUUUCUUGGCAAGCAGUAAUGUCCAGGGUUUAUUUCUUUGUUGAAUUAAAGCUUUGAUAUUCAGGAACCGAGGGUCCUCUAGGCUAACAUAUAUUGUUUGCUGUGGGAAAAUUUGGAGUUUCUCUGUUGUGCUGAUCAACAGAAAGGAUUGGUUUUCCCUUCCAAGAAGUUGGUGUGGGAAGGCAAUAAUGAACCUUCAGUGUUGGCACAUGAGGGUCCCUCGCUGCAUUGUUAAAAAGAGUUUUGCCAGAUCUUAUUUUAGGCUUACCUGUCUGCUCUGUCCUCAUAGUCAAUGUGAACAAAAUCAAAGACUUUGGCGAAGCUGCCAAGCGAGAGAUGCUGAAGGAUCGCGAGGCCUUUGAGACAGCACGUCGGCUCAGUCACGAUGCCAUGGAGGAGAAGAUCCCCUGGGUCUACCCGAAGCCCAUUGACUUGCCUUCUCCACUGGUUCAGCCAGGAAGCGGGAGCCAGGAGAAGUUCACCCAGGCUGAGCGCGAGAAAGGCAUUUUGCAGGAAAUCUUUCUCUCCAAAGAGAGGUAGGUGAACUCCAGCAAAUGUGCUGACGUGUGCAUUUUGAGCACUUGAGACCCUGGGUUAGAUCCCUGUCAUCUUCAGCAGAUGACUUCCAGACUGAGUAUAGGACACAGAAACUAGAUGGAAUACGGACCUGGCUAUAGGCAAUGCUCUAAUUUUAACAAGGAUUCAGUCAUGUAUCCUGGAAGACAGCAGUGGAGAAACAGUAUUAGUUACAUGGCUGGGAGAGGCAAUUCCAUGGCUAGUCCCAUUUUGGGGAGGACCUGGGCAGUUAUAGCUCUAUCUUCCUGUUUCUUCUGCAGUAUCUGGGCUCUCAGCAGUUCUCACCGUGCUUGUCCUCUCAAGUGUUCCUAUGUGGCAGGAGAAGGACCUUUAUUACGUAGGGCACUAGGUGAACUGUCCAGAGUUGGCCUGGGAUUUCAAGUUUCUUGGCUUCCCUAGUUUCAGGCCUAGCAGUCUUAACUUAGGCAAGGCAUUAUCCGUCUCUUCUCUCCCUGUAUUAAUUCCAGACUAAUAUUCUCUCUCCCUAGUGUUCCCGACAGUCCUCAUGAGCCUGACCCAGAGUCCUAUGAGCCAGUGCCGCCCAAGCUCAUUCCUCUGGAUGAGGUAAGUGCUUUCCCACUUUGGUGGUUUCCAAUCCCCUGCUUUGAGCAGAGGAAAGCAAAAAAAUAAAAAAUAGUGGCUACAACAGGAGUGGGAGUGAUAGCCAGGGCUAGUCUUGCAACUGUAUAGCAGGCCAAUAUUUUAUUUUUUUAAGAGCAGGACACUUGAUAGACGAAAACUCCUAGGUUCCCUGUGCUAAGAAAGCAUAUUUAAGAAAGGGACCCAGAAACCCUGUGCUCUUUGCCUAUUCCCUGCUGCCUCUCUGUGUUGGUUUCCCUUCUGUGUAGUGGAAACAAGCUGGAGAAGGGGAAUAUUUUGGAUCAGAAGCACAGCCGAUCUCCCCUGGGCUAGAACAGCCGGCUCUCCCACCCACCCACCCGCCCCGUCUCCCUGGGUUUGAGCAGCCAGCUCCCCAGCAGCCAGCCUCUGCUGACUCCUUCUGUCUCCUCUGUCACCUCUCUCAGGAAUGCUCCAUGGAUGAGGCUACCUACGAGGAAAGACUCGACCCAACCACCGCCUCGCAGUCUCCGGACGGAGCUGGGGGCUCGAAGCUGCCCCCGGUCCUGGCCAACCUCAUGGGCAGCAUGGGGGCAGGCAAGAACCCGCAGGGCCCCAACCCCAACUCCUCCAUCAACGUGCAAGAGAUCCUCACCUCCAUCAUGGUAACUAGAACUGCCACAUUGCAGUCUUUUGAGCAGCAGAAAACCAAUCGCAGCUGACCUGGCCUGCCAUGCCUCCUUCUCACCUGCCUCCUUUGCAGUUGAGAAGCCGAAUUUCUGCUGAACCAAACUAUUGGCCCCAUCUUACCGACACCUUCAAAUAGGUGCAGAGACCAGAAUCCUCCUCCUCCUCCUCUUCCCCUCAUGAAAUAAAAAGAGCAGGAGACUAUCCCACACUGCGCCAGGAAGAGAAGCUGAUAAAUGGGAUUCUGUCCUGAAACCCAUUUUCUGGUGCCUUCCUUUGCGCAAAACCGGAGUAGCUCCCCUGCCCCAGCUAAGCAGAGGUGUACGCAGGACCAGUGUAGCCAGUGGGGACAGGGUAGGCCAAGGCUGCAGACCUCCUUUCUAAUCCCACGGCUUAUCUUCCCCAUUUAUUGCAGGGUGGCUCCAACAAUCACAAAACAGAAGAGCUGCUGAAGCAGCCAGAUUACUCCGACAAAAUCAAGCACCUGCUGGGCAACUUGCAGGGUCAGCCUGGACCGGGUCCUUCAGGAGGUGAGUUGGUUUCAUUUGGCACCUUAAUCCCUCUGCCCCCCCCCCCAUGUUGAAUAGGCCUUGCUGUUUCCAUCAGCUGUCCUCCCAGAUAUGCCACACAGUUCCUCCCCAUGAGUCUGUUGCAUAAGGCGCCAUAGGGCUGCUUCCCCCCACUUUAAAAUGGAGGCCUAAGUAAAGGACUAGGUGGCCCAUCCAAGGGAGGAUAUGCCAAAGCUUUGUGUUUGAAUUCCAGGCUUACAGUGGCUAAUGGGUUGGGUUUAGCCUGGUGGUUAUGUAGAGCUGUUUCUCUCUCUCCUUUCUUUUUUCUUUCAUAUACAGCUGUUUUUCUCUGUUUCUCCUUUGCGAUGGGACUCCAUUAACAGUUCCUUUCUUCUCCUUAUAGUUCCUCAUGGACUGCUUGGAACAGGGCCCGGUCCAGUCCCCAACGGAUUUCCCCCGGGGCCCAAAAACAUGCAGCUCUUCCCUCCUGUAGUUCCAGGACCUAUGCCUGGUAAGUAGAGAUGGGUUCUUCCUAAAAAGAAAAGGCCAGCAUGGAAUCAUAGAAUCAAAAAGCUGAAAGAGGGAGCAUGAGAAUCAUCUAGUCCAACCCCCUGCAAUGCAGGAAUCUUUCACCCUAUGCGGGGCAUGAAACCACAACCCUGAGCUCAAGAGACCUAUGCUCUUACCAACCGAUUUAUCCCUGGGAUUGGGGGGGGGGGCAUGGCAUAUUCCUGAAAAACCAUUGUCAGUUGUGUUUCUUUGGCUAAACCCAAAGCCACGCUCAUUGUGCUCCCCUUCUGUCUUCCCCAGGACCCCACGGGGGCCCAGUUGGUCCUAACAUGCCUCCCGGCCCUGGCGUGCCCAGCGGGCCUCGAAUGAUGGGCCCACCCCCUCCCCAGUGUAAUGAUGGCUACUGGGACCCUCCCGACGGUGGCAUGCGAGGUGGGCCCCACGGAGGCAUGAGAGGCGGCAGCCCUGGUCCGGGCCCCGGCCCUGGCCCUUUUCACCGUGGGCGAGGUGGCAGAGGCGGAGAGCCCCCUUUCCGUGGACGAGGCGGCAGGCGGAACGGCGGCCCCCCUAAUGGUAGGGGUGGCCCUCCCAACAACAGCAUGGGCGGUGGCCACGGAGGGGGACACGGCGGUGGCGGCCACGGAGGGGGACACGGCGGCGGCCAUGGAGGCCACGGAGGAGGGGGCCACCCCGGGGACCACGGCAGGGGCCACCCCGGGGACCACGGCCGGGGACAUCCUGGCGGUCAUCCAGGGGACCACGGCAGGGGACAUCCAGGUGGUCAUCCAGGGGACCACGGCCGGGGAUAUCCAGGGGACCACGGCAGAGGUCACCCAGGGGACCACGGCAGGGGACAUCCAGGGGACCACGGCAGAGGUCACCCAGGGGACCACGGCUGGGGGCACGGAGGCGGCCAUGGUGGAGGUAAAUACUGGAAAUUUUCAGUGCUCUUCCCUUGAUGGGGUGGGAUUUGCAGGGGUGUCAGCCCAGCAUGCAGAGUUUCACAGGGAGGCAAACAGCUGCUAAAAGAAAAAGCAAAGGGGAACAGAAAUGUUUGAAUACAGAUUGUCCGUUCCCUUUGUCUUUGGCCCCUAAAGCAGAUUCUUCAGAUGUUAACAAUGCUGCCCAGGGCAUAGGAUAGUCUCUUCCCAUUUCCUUUUAAUAGCAUGCUUUCUUUUGAAACUUGUUUUGCCAUCUUUGGUUCUUUGUGAUUCAUCGCAUUCUGGGUCUGCGGGUGGCUGGGAUGUAACAGCAUGUUGAGGGAAGGGAUGCAUGCAAAGUUGACCGAACUUCCUUCCCGCCUUGGCUGACUGCCCUGUCCCUUCCCUUUCGCCUCGCAGACAGGUCGGAGCGCCCCGUUUGCCGUCACUUCACGAUGAAAGGCAGCUGCAGGUACGAGAACAAGUGUGCCUUCUACCACCCUGGCGUCAACGGGCCGCCCUUGCCCUAG
Messenger RNA from Podarcis lilfordi (Lilford's wall lizard), 9777 nucleotides. The record is from the annotation of a GenBank genome assembly. NCBI's taxonomy places the organism in Eukaryota, Metazoa, Chordata, Lepidosauria, Squamata, Lacertidae.